Messenger RNA from Pleuronectes platessa (European plaice), 1463 nucleotides. RefSeq lists its product as uncharacterized. NCBI's taxonomy places the organism in Eukaryota, Metazoa, Chordata, Actinopteri, Pleuronectiformes, Pleuronectidae. The record is from RefSeq and is a predicted model, not a curated record. The transcript is spliced from 3 exons. Bases 1 to 1263 code for a protein of 420 amino acids.
AUGAGGGAUCGGACUGAGGGCAACACCAUGGUUAAGGUGUGGAGGCAGGUCCAGGAGGGUCACUGUGAGGAGUACCUGCAGAGAAAGGACCUCUACACCACCCUUUGUCAGCUCAGCACACCUGGAAGCAUCAUGAGUGCUCUGGGCCAUCAAUACCAGAAGCCGCCGACGCGCAGGGAGCUGCCGUCGCCGAGGCUUCUGAGAAAAGCCUACCUGAUCUAUGAGACAGAGCACAUUGAGGACUACCGGACACAAAUCAUGUCCACGUUCGGGAAAGUCCUCAAGUAUGACUCCACCAGGAAGAUCUGCAAGAAGCUUUCAGGUCACGGAAGAGGCACUGCAGAGUGGUGCACCAACGUGGCCAACGAGCUGGGGCAGGUCCUCAUGUCGGUGUUCACCUGCGAGGAGUCUCUUACGUGCCUGAAGCCCAUGGCUGACGGCCUCAUGGAGCGCUACAGGAGAGCAGGAGAGGCCCCUCCUGAGCUGAUGUAUGUGGACCGUGGCUGCUGCAGGGUGCAUGGUGUCUCCUCUUUGGAGCAUCUCUUCAGCGACUGGGCGAACAGUGGAAUGAUGGUGCGGCUGGACAUCUUCCACUGGAUAAAGCGCUUCGAUGCGGCCGUCCGGACAGACCACCAUCCUAAAUAUGCACUGUUUAAGUCUGCGCUCUCUGCAGCUGUCUUCUCCUACAAUAAGGAUGACAUGGCGCUGCUCAUCCAGGCCAUGCGUGCAGGAAACACGACCAGGUAUGCCUCACUGACUGACGCGAAGAUGAUUGAAAUCUACGUCAGCAAAGAAGAUCUCCACCACUUUGUCAGGAGGAUCACGUUGGGAGCCCAGGAGUCCUUCCUCCGUGUGCAGACAGCCAUCAACAGCCUGAAGGGAGCAGCUGGGCUGGAUGAGAACCAGGUCCCUCUGUUUAAGGACGCUGCAGCCAUCGACCGGGUCUGGGAGAACCAGCAGAAGCAACUGGAGUGCAUUCAGGAUCCCCCAGGGAGAGACAUGUACACUGUCAUGAAGGUCGUCACCCGCAACAGUGUGCGCAUGCCAUACUAUACCACCGUGAGAGGAAGCAACAGCCUGGAGGGGAUCCACUUCUUCCUGCCCCGGAUGAUCCCAGGGCCCCACUGUGCUGCCGUCCCCUUCCAGGUAUACCUCCUCAGUGGCAUCGCACGCUGGAACUCUGACCGGGAGUCAGGCAGCGUUAAAGGCCAGAAGGGCAGAAGAAAAUCGAGUGUACAUGUCUCCCCUGAUAGAUCGGCUUAACAAGCGGUGCCAAGACCUGUUUGGCGAGGUGGAGGAGAUCAACUUCAGGCCUCCAGUUCCUGCUGGUGAGGAGCGCAUUGGGCUGGAGUACCUCUUUGCCCAAUCUUCCCAGCCCUUCAGCGCUUCUGAGCAUUACGCUCAAACUAGAGAAACGCUUCAGACUGUGGAGGAUGAAGACGAUGAAGAGGAGGUUGCUGCCG